Molecule: messenger RNA, 1002 nt
Organism: Coccomyxa subellipsoidea C-169
Lineage: Eukaryota; Viridiplantae; Chlorophyta; Trebouxiophyceae; Coccomyxaceae
Exons: 5
Coding region: 1-1002 (333 amino acids)
Source: RefSeq, a predicted model, not a curated record
AUGUCGCCAGCAAGCAUCCGUCGACGCGCACUCCUCUUGUUCGUCUUGACCUCUGCGGCCGCCAGCGAUGAUACGACCUUAGAAUGCCAGAACGAUUGCGACUACGGGAUCCUACCAGGACUGUGGAGGGAUCAGGGGAGACCGCAGUGGCAGCUCGUCAGCCAAUGCUGCCAGCUGCGAGAUCUCGUCGGGGAGGCUCGGCACGCUCCAGCCGACUGGAACAGCACUGAAGAUGAGGACCCAGCCGUGAGAAUUCUGAUAUUUGGCGACUCCGUGGAGCGUAUCACGCUGCACGACCUCUGCGACCAGGACCAGUGGGAUAACUGGGGACACGAUCAGACCCUGUUCCACAGCUGCAGAAGGGGCCGAGUGCUGCUCUCGCGGCAAUCGAUGAUCGGCGUCAACCCAGACGGCCCGUACCACAUGGGGAUGACCGGGUCACCCUUUCAAAGGAUCCUCAACGGCUUCGCAAGCCACAGGGCCUUUACGGGGUACGAGCCAGAUGCAGUGGUGUUUUCCUCCUUCCUGUGGGACAUGCAGCGAUGGGGGCACUACGAGCCAGACAGGAUCUCUGGAAAGGAGCUCGACCCUGCCACCCUGGCUGAGUGGUCUGGGCAGUUCCUCAAUGUGCUACGCUUUAUCCAGGAGAAUUCCCCGGAGGCGGCUGUGCGGGUGUUCAAGACAACAGUGCCCCCGUUGACUAAGGACUGCGCCAGUUCAGAAGGCCGGUUCCAGGUGGCGGAGAUGGGAAGAAAGGGGCAUGUGCUGGCACUCAACGCUGUGGCAAAGGGCGUUGCAGCAGCGGAGGGCUGGGCCACUGUCGACAUGUCACAAGUGACCGGGUACUUUUCUGAGCGGGAGUACCUGCGAGACAUGCACCAUCCAGCCAGGCAGAUCUCACUGACAGCGCUGAAUCUGCUGCUGAAUGUGGUCUUCAGCCGAGUGGAGAUCAGUGGAAGGGAUGCUGUUUUCACCAAUCAGGACGUUUGGGGCAGCUACUAG